Molecule: messenger RNA, 1445 nt
Organism: Brassica napus (rape)
Lineage: Eukaryota; Viridiplantae; Streptophyta; Magnoliopsida; Brassicales; Brassicaceae
Product: protein SPEAR2
Exons: 5
Coding region: 408-1343 (311 amino acids)
Molecular function (GO): DNA-binding transcription factor activity
Source: RefSeq, a predicted model, not a curated record
UGAGCACAAUAUCAAAAUCUGAUUAAAAAAACUUAUUCCCAAUCCGAACAUAUAGUAAAAAUUGCAUCUUUAAUGGGUAACACAUGUUAAUUCAAAAUUCAAACCUUUAUUAAAGAGAUCAAUUUGUCAAACAUAAAUAACUAUAAGGGUCAUUCAGUAAUAUUGCAAAUUAUAAGAAAAAGAAGCAUAAAAUGAUUUUAACAAUAAUAAAACUGUGUAGGUGGAGGAACAGAAUCACAAUAUUUUCCAGAGAGAAAAUCACGGAAACCGACGAAGAUUCUCUAUCUACAGAUGGUACAUUCGAAAGGGAGAAAUAGAUCUUAAGAAAGCUUAAAACAUGGAGACUUUAAACUUUCUUUAAACUCCCACGCAAGAAGAUCCGUUUUCAUCUCAGAAGCAGAGGAAAAAUGUGUAGUAACAUAAGCAGUGGAAGCUAUGGAGGAGACAGAGACUUCUUACAACGAGAUGAUUACUUUGGUUCUUGUCCGAAAAAACAGAAGAAAGAUAAAGUACGACGAAGAGGACCUGGUGUCGCCGAACUCGAGAAGAUCCGUUUAGAAGAAGAGAACAAAACUCCUUCUCUUGUAACUCCACAUUCUUCUUCUUCUUUAUCAUUACCAAGAACCGAUCACACUCUCUUUUUUCCUCCUCCUCCUCCUCCACAGCUUCCUUUGCCGUCCUCUUACACCACUAAUCAUAUUUUCCGGUGGUCACCGGCGACGGCGAUGCCUCCAAACUUUGAUUUGCCGUUGUCGUCUUACCUCUCGAACGGAUCUUUCCCUAUGGAUAUGAUUCCCCCAGUGCCGUUUUUGCAUAGGAAGCAGCAUUAUCCGAAUCAUCAGACGAUGAAUCUUGCGAACCCAUCUCCAGGACCAGGAAGAUUAUACCAGUUCAUAGAGCCCCCUUCAAACCAAAGAUCUUGCGUCGAUAAUGUCUCUCAGAUUCUUCAGGAAGAAGAAAAGGUUGUCAUGAGUGCGAAGAGGCCGUGGCAUUUUCUCGCAGACACCACCACGAAAGCUAGCGUUGGACCAAUCUCAAGGGAGUUGAAACAUAACCGGUCGUUGGAUAUGAGAUUGAUAAAUCCGGUCCAAGAUUCCGGUACAACGAUUUGCAACCCUAUCUCCAUUGAUUCACCUACCUCCAUUACGCGUGAUUUUAACGUACAGUAUGAACAACAGCAACCAGAACAAGACUUUGAUGAGAACAUGCAAUGGAGAAGUAAGAAGACUUUCUAUAGCUUCAUACCCUCUAAUGAUCAGAGCAAUAUUGGACGAGAAUACCGAGCCUGUGAGCCACAUGAAUCUGCCGCUGAUCAUGGCAUCGAUCUCAGCCUUAAGUUAUAAAGAUUUUAAUUUGCAAGAUACAAAAAAAAUCACUAGGUUAUCUGUAUUAUGUAACUUUGGAUAUAUUAAUUAAAUUCCAUGCAACUAGAUUAGUUUGUGCUU